AUGGAGUUUGCAUAUGAUCACAUCCAAGAGGAGACCGUUGCAUCAGGCCCGAGCGAUGGGAAAGGGAAAGAUCCAGAGAGGCCGAAGGAGUCGCUGAAUGAGGAGUUUCAGGAGGCUUACAGGGCCAUAUCGGCUUCUCCAUGGGGCGCAAAAUUUGGAAGCUUUAUCGGGACUGUAAAGAAGCAGGGAGAAUCAUAUUACGAAGUCGGGAAAAAGGAGGCCGCAACAAGAGCAGAGCAAGCCUCAAAGGGCUUCAGCGUCGUCAGGUCCGAAAUAGUUAGUCGAACUCGAUCGCUCUCAAUCAACCAGAGCGGGGCAUCUUCAACGGAGGCUCAGAAAACACAACAGACGGGAGAGACAUCAAAGGAUGGAGCUGUGGCGGGAGCGAACGAGAAGGCCGUGGCAGAAGAGGGCUUGCUGUCGAAAUUAAAGAAGGGCGCUGCGCAGAGAAUCUCGGAGAUCGAGGCCGCCGAAGCCAGGGCCGAUGAGUACCUACUCAGGUUCGGAACAAACAUCGGCAACUUCUUGAAGGAGGCUGUUACUAUUCGGCCGCCGGAGGGAAGUGAUGAGGCGACUGGGGAGAAGGAGGUUGUGUUUGAGCAAAAAGGCGAGGAGGGCAAGAGACAAAUAUACUCGACUAGGCUUGAUGCUCAGCUCCAUCUUUUACAUGGCAACUUGGAGCUUUUUAAAACAGAUUCUAGCGAGCCGACAUUUGUAGAGUGGUCAAAGGAUUUCUCGGCAGAUAAAAAAACCGAACAAAUCGCCGCUGAUCUAGAUAAAUAUCCCGAACUCAGGAGCACAAUGGAGAAACUUGUACCGGAUUUAGUACAAUACGGAGAUUUCUGGAGGAGAUAUUACUUUUUAAGAAACGAGCUAGACAUGGAGGAACAGAAGAGAAAGGAAUUACUCAAAGGUGCCACUACCCUUGACGAGGAAGAAGUGGCAUGGGAUGAGGAUGACGAGGAGGACGAGGAGGAGAGCUCGGACGAUGAAAAUCCCAAGUCUGCAAAGGAAGCACCGAAGCACACUACUACUUCUCCUGUACCAGCUGCUACUUCAGCUGCCACUUUAGCCCCGACUGCUAAGACAGAAACUGCCCCGGCAGCCUCUACGGAAACCUUGAUUCCUAAAGAAGAAUUAUUGAAACCAAAAAACUCUAUUGAUGUAACAUCACAACCAGAUAGCGAGUCAAGCUACGAUGUAGUAUCGGGGGUACCAUCAAAGGCUCCAAGCCAAGCUACAGGCAGUCCCAAAGCAGCAAAGAUAUCUAAACCGGAUGGAGAGGAGGAGGGCGAUGAUUUGGAGGAUGAUUCGGAUGAUGCAAGUAGUGAAGAGGACUGGGAGUAA
Morchella importuna is the source of this 1347-nucleotide messenger RNA. RefSeq lists its product as uncharacterized. Gene Ontology annotation, cellular component: cytoplasm. NCBI's taxonomy places the organism in Eukaryota, Fungi, Ascomycota, Pezizomycetes, Pezizales, Morchellaceae. Bases 1 to 1347 code for a protein of 448 amino acids. The transcript has 5 exons. The record is from RefSeq and is a predicted model, not a curated record.